Staurois parvus is the source of this 352-nucleotide messenger RNA. NCBI's taxonomy places the organism in Eukaryota, Metazoa, Chordata, Amphibia, Anura, Ranidae. The record is from the annotation of a GenBank genome assembly.
UCAGCGCUGUACAUUACAGAGGGGGACAGUACAUGAGACAAGACAGUAACAAUACAAUACACGAGGGGUUAGAGGGCCCUGAUCCUUGGAGCUUACAAUCUAGGAGGGAGGGGAUAGUGGUACAGGAGGAAGUGGCUGUGGGGGAUGGAGUGGUAGGAGGAGAGGAGGAGAUCAGCUGUUAGGUGAGGGUGGGGUAGGCUUCGAUGAAGAGAUGGGUUUUCAGGGUGCGCCUAACGGUGAGGAGAGAGAGGUUUUUAGAGAUCGCCUAAAAGUGAGCAGACCAGGGGCGGACUGACCAUUUGGAAACUCGGGCACUGCCCGAGGGCCCGGGGUCAGUAGGGGGCCCCAUGAG